GAAAUUUCAAGUAGCAGUGGUAUUGUCGGUGUUGAUGACAGUUGUAGUGUUGGGAGACGAGGCCCCUGUGGUGGCCACACUGGAGGGGAGGAUAUCUGGGGUGCUGGAGAAAUCAACCAACAACAAAGUUUUCUACUCCUACUACAGUAUUCCUUUUGCCAUGCCGCCCUUAGGUUCUCUGAGACUCAAGGACCCUGUACCUGCAAAGCCUUGGGAGGGUGUACUGAACGGUUCAGUCCUGCCAGAGAUGUGUCUGCAGGUUCCCUUUGUAGACACUGUGGCCGGGGUAAAGUUGCCUCCUCGGGACCUCGCCGGCAGCGAGGACUGUCUCUUCCUUAAUGUUUUCACCCCUAAGGAUGCUGCAGAACUCCCAAUAAUAGUGUAUAUUCACGGUGGUGGAUACUUCUCUGGGGGAGCUAGGGAAUACCUCCCUCACGUCCUUCUUAACCAUGACAUAGUACUCGUAGUUCUCCAGUACCGGCUUGGUACUCUAGGCUUCCUGUCGACCGAAGACUCAGUGAUCCCCGGCAACUUCGGGCUGAAGGACCAAACUUUGGCUCUUCAGUGGGUGCAGAAGAACAUUCACAACUUCGGUGGAGACAAGAGCAAAGUCACUAUUAUGGGCCAGAGCGCUGGGGCAGCUUCCGUCCACUACCAUAUUUUGUCGCCUAAAUCCAGUGGACUGUUCGCCCGCGCCAUCAUGCAUUCUGGGACAGCGUUGAGCUCAUGGGCGCUAACCAGGACACAUAGAGCACAGGCCAUGUAUGUAGCUGAGAACCUCGGCUGUCCUACUCUAGAGGGAAGUGAAGCCCUCCUAAAGUGUCUGCAGGCCGCCGACGCCCCAGCCCUCGCAGCCCUAGCACAAGAUUUCUUUAAGUGGUUCAUAUUGCCCAUGACACUUAGCCCACGAGUGGAUGGAGACUUUGUGCCUGAUGAGCCAGGUCUUCUGCUCAGGGAGGGACGCUACACCAAGGUUGACCUCUUGGCCGGUGCUGUCAGCCAGGAAGGAGCUAUGUUUACUCACG
Molecule: messenger RNA, 1025 nt
Organism: Cherax quadricarinatus
Lineage: Eukaryota; Metazoa; Arthropoda; Malacostraca; Decapoda; Parastacidae
Source: RefSeq, a predicted model, not a curated record